This is a messenger RNA of Mytilinidion resinicola, 865 nucleotides long. RefSeq lists its product as uncharacterized. The record is from RefSeq and is a predicted model, not a curated record. NCBI's taxonomy places the organism in Eukaryota, Fungi, Ascomycota, Dothideomycetes, Mytilinidiales, Mytilinidiaceae. The transcript has 3 exons. Bases 181 to 570 code for a protein of 129 amino acids.
GGUAACUUCGUAAGGGCCAGGGGGCACGACGUGGAGAAGUCUCGGGAAUGAAAACGCCACUAGAAUAGCGCCCUUUCAGCCCUACAACCAGCAUGUUGAACUUCUGUUCAUCAUGACCUGAUGUCAAACUCCUCCCAACUCCAAUUCUCCUCCCACAACCCUUCCACCACGUAAUCAACCAUGAAUACAGUGAAAUCAGUAUACUACGGCUGGGGCACCCUCAUCGUCGCAGGAGGCGGCGCCUACUUUUUCGCCAAAAAGUCCAUCAACAAGGACAAAGCACAGAAAGCUGAAGCCGAGCGUUUGCGCAAAGAGCAACAGCGUCAAAUGGAAGCGCACUACAUCCCACCCUCCUCGGCCACGAAACAGAGCGUCGCGAGCGGCGGAUCACGACCGAAUACCGACUGGUCGCAGAGCAAUGAUGACGCGGGAAAUCCGAGCAAAGAGGCGAGCCAUGACCCGGCGCCGACGAGGCAUGAGCCCGAGACGGCGGAGCAGCGGGUGUGGGAAAAGAGCAAGUAUGAGAGUUCGGAUCCGUGGAGGAGUAAGAAGGGCGAUAGGCUUAGUUAGGGGCGGUUGAUAUGGGAUGAGUAGAGGCAUGCUGCGGUCCUGGGAAACCUGUAUAUUAUGAGCUGGGCGUACACGCAAAGAUAAGAGUUCAUUCAAUCGGGGGUUCGGCGUUUAUACAAGUCGCGGGUCACAAAUGUGCACUUCUGUCAAAUCUCAACUCCAUGUUUCCCAAUUCAAAGGUAAUGCUAAGGAUAAAUGGUUGAAGCUGUUUCAUUUGUAUUUCGCGUGCCACGCCGGGAGAAUUUACACCUGUAUCUUCCCUUAGAGAAGCCAUGCUCGCAUGAACUGAAGUUGG